Molecule: messenger RNA, 348 nt
Organism: Cylicostephanus goldi
Lineage: Eukaryota; Metazoa; Nematoda; Chromadorea; Rhabditida; Strongylidae
Source: the annotation of a GenBank genome assembly
AUGGAAAUCCAGGACAGCCCGGAACUCCAGGAGAGCAAGGCACUCCAGGACCCAAAGGACCUCCUGGACAGCCUGGAUUGGACGGACAACCAGGAGCACCUGGAAUGCCCGGACAGCCCGCUUACUCAAUUCCUCCUACCCCAGGACCACCAGGACCUCCAGGACCAGAAGGACCACCUGGACCACCUGGACAAGACGGACAACCCGGUUACCCCGGAGGACCAGACGAUGGACAACCCGGAAACCCAGGAAACCCAGGACGACCAGGAGACAAAGGACAAGCAGCCUCUCCCGGAGAGCAAGCAGCCGACUUUAGCCGCGAAGUCCAGUGUGUAUUUCCAGUACUGA